Molecule: messenger RNA, 399 nt
Organism: Python bivittatus (Burmese python)
Lineage: Eukaryota; Metazoa; Chordata; Lepidosauria; Squamata; Pythonidae
Gene: FSHB
Product: follicle stimulating hormone subunit beta
Biological process (GO): follicle-stimulating hormone signaling pathway
Cellular component (GO): extracellular region; cytoplasm
Molecular function (GO): follicle-stimulating hormone activity
Source: RefSeq, a predicted model, not a curated record
AUGAAGGCAACCAGUUUCUAUGUUCUGUUAUUUUUUUGCUGGAAAAUGAUUUAUUGUCAUUCCUGUGAGCUGUCCAAUAUUACAAUAGCAGUGGAGAAGGAAGAAUGCGGAUUUUGCAUCAGUGUAAAUGCAACCUGGUGCUCUGGUUACUGCUUCACAAAGAAACCAGUUGAUAUGAGCCUUCAAAUCCAAUAUGUCCAGAAUGUCUGCACAUUCAAAUCAAUUGUGUAUGAGACUGUAAAGAUCCCAGGUUGUGCUGGCCAUGCAGAAUCAUUUUAUUCCUACCCUGUUGCAACAGGAUGUCACUGCAAGACCUGUGACACAGACAUUACCGACUGUACCUGGAGAGGCUUGGAGCCAAAUUAUUGUUCCUAUGGCCAACAUCGGAUCAGGGAGUGA